Messenger RNA from Capsella rubella, 2961 nucleotides. RefSeq names its product lysine-specific demethylase JMJ15. The record is from RefSeq and is a predicted model, not a curated record. The coding region runs from base 118 to 2625 and encodes 835 amino acids. Gene Ontology annotation, molecular function: histone H3K4me/H3K4me2/H3K4me3 demethylase activity. Gene Ontology annotation, biological process: chromatin remodeling. Gene Ontology annotation, cellular component: nucleus. The transcript is spliced from 9 exons. Lineage: Eukaryota; Viridiplantae; Streptophyta; Magnoliopsida; Brassicales; Brassicaceae.
UUGGAUUUAGGGUUAGGGUAGUCCGAUCCUCUGUUUUCCUCUACCAUCUUUUUUUUUUUGUCUUCUCAGCUCUUAGUAGGCUCCCCUCAGCUUCAGUGGAACGAAGUGAUUGUUUCAAUGGAACAUUUCCGUCUUGCUCAGACCAAAAAGAACAAGGACACAAAUGAAGCAACUCCUAAUAGUCCCCGCCAUCGGAAGGUUCUUGCUAGAUGGGAUCCAGCUAAUGCUCGGAAUCCAGCCAUUGCUGAAGCUCCCUCAUUCUUCCCAACACCAGAGGAGUUUGAAGAUCCAAUCUCUUAUAUUGAAAAGAUACGUCCCAGAGCAGAACGCUACGGGGUUUGUGUGAUCAAACCACCUCGGAAUUGGACUCCUCCUUGUCGAGUUAAAGAGAAAAGUCUAUGGGAGGGUACAAAGUUCCCAACCCGUAUUCAGGUUGUUGACUUGCUUCAGAACAGAGAACCGAUGAAUAAGAAGACGAAAGCUUCUGGAAGCAAGCGAAAACGAGGAAGAGAUCCCUCAAAAAAAAGAUCUCUUCCUCUAUCUGGCCCUGGCUCCACGUCAGCCUCCGCCUCCAGCUCGAGGGAGGAUGAGAAGUUUGGCUUCAAAUCUGGUUCAGAUUUCAGCCUUGCGGAGUUUGAGAAAUAUGAUCGAAAUUUCAAAGACGCCUACUUCAAUAGAAAAGGCAAGGGUAAAGCUGGAGAUACAGAAAUGGCUCCAUCCCUAAAGGAAAUCGAAGGAGAGUACUGGAGGAUCAUUGAGAAACCGACAGAUGAAGUCGAGGUAUAUUAUGGAGCUGACUUGGAGAAAAAGGUGCUUGGAAGUGGAUUUUACAAAAGAGGGGAAAUGCGAACCGGAGAAAGUGAAAUGGAUCGUCAAUACAUAGCUUCUGGUUGGAACUUGAACAACUUACCGCGUCUUCCUGGCUCUUUAUUCGCCUAUGAUCCUAGUGAGAUCUCAGGUGUUAACGUGCCAUGGCUCUAUGUUGGGAUGUGUUUUUCUACGUUCUGUUGGCAUGUGGAGGACCAUCACCUAUACUCGGUGAACUAUCAUCACUUUGGCUCGCCAAAAGUAUGGUAUGGAGUUCCAGGAAGCCAUGCAAAUGCGCUAGAGAGGGCGAUGAGAAAACAUCUUCCAGAUCUGUUUGAGGAACAACCUACUCUACUUCAUGGACUUGUUACUCAGUUCUCUCCUUCCAUCUUGGCCACUGAGGGAGUUCCGGUUUACCGGGUGGUUCAAGAAUCAGGGGAUUUUGUUAUAACGUUCCCUAGAGCAUAUCACUCCGGAUUCAACUGCGGGUUCAACUGUGCAGAAGCCGUGAAUUUUGCUCCGGUUGACUGGUUGGCUUGCGGACAGAAUGCUGUGGAGUUAUACAGCCAAGAGCUCAGGAAAACGUCUCUGUCGCAUGACAAACUUCUCCUUGGAGCAGCUUUUGAAGCUGUUAAGUCCCUUUAUGAACUCUCAGCUCGUGGGGAGAGAAACGCAAAUAAUCUUAGAUGGAAGGGUUUCUGCGGGAAGAACGGUGAUCUUACUAAGGCAAUGGAGGCUCGGCUGCGAAUAGAAGAGGGGAGAAUUCAGGCUCUUGGAAAUGGUUUCCACUUGCUAAAGAUGGACAAGGAUUUUGAUGCAUCCGUUGAAGUGGAAUGCAUCUCUUGCCGAAGUGACUUGCAUCUCACUGCCUCUUGCUGCACCAAAUGCUAUCCCGGAGAAUAUGCUUGCACAAAACACUUGAAUGAUCGUUGUUCAUGUGAAGGGUAUGAUCGGUUCGUCCUUCUUCGUUACACCAUGGAUGAGUUAAGUUCACUGCUCAGAGCAUUGGAAGGUGAAUCAGCUGAUCUUAUAACAUGGGCUUCUAAACUCAUCGAAGAUCUUUCAGAUAUCACUCAGAGAGAAGAUGCUUUUGAUCUGAAUCUUGGCUUGCAAUUGGAAGGUGCUUCUUCAGAGACCCGUGAUGUUGUUGCUGCACCCAUGAUGAACUUUCCUGACCAUGUCCAGCCUAUAGAUCUCGGGGUCUUGGUUCCCGGACACCUUUGGCGUAACAAUCAUGCUAUAUUUCCAGAAGGUGCUUCUUCAGAGACCCGUGAUGUUGUUGCUGCACCCAUGAUGAACUUUCCUGACCAUGUCCAGCCUAUAAAUCUCGGGGUCUUGGUUCCCGGACACCUUUGGCGUAACAAGCAUGCUAUAUUUCCAAAAGGGUUUAAGAGUCGGGUUAAGUUCUAUGACGUGAAAGAUCCAAUGAGAAUAAGCUAUUACACCUCUGAGAUUGUAGAUGCAGGAUUUAUAGGUCCACUAUUCAAGGUUACUUUGGAAGGAUCUCAAGAAGAGACCUUCUGUGAUGCAUCAGUUCAGAAAUGCUGGGAAAUGGUGUUGGAGAGAGUUAACAAAGAGCUAAAAGAACGCAGCAGCCAAGAACAAAAUGUUCAAAUUUUGGAAAGCAUUGACGGGCUAAAAAUGUUCGGUUUCUCCACCCCAUUCAUAGUUCAGGCCACUGAGGCUCUUGACCAGGACCAUCGCCUAGUGGAGUAUUGGAACUACAAGAAUGAGCAGGCUUCGUUGGAAUCGGCUAGGAGAAUUGCAUCCGUGAGCUUAGCGGCCAGAACAAGACUUUUUGGGGUCGAUUUGAACUGAACUUGAAGAAUAUUCGUCAGGAAGAAGAGAUACAAUGGUAGAGUCGUAGAGAUACAACUCACCAAUCUUUCCUUUGCCUUAAUGACUUUUUCAUAGAACUCUUGCAGUACAUUUCUCUCUCUCUCUCUUUUCAUAGAACCCUUGCAGUACAUUUCUCUCUCUCUCUGUCUCUCUCUCUCUCUGUCUCUCUCUCUCUCUCUCUCUCUCUCUCUCUAAUGAGGCUGUGACUGCCAAAUUUGUACCUUUUGUUUAUGUUGGUCGUUGAUAAACUACAGUGACUUUUUCUCAGUUUGAGACCAAAAUUUGAUAAUAUGGAAACUCUGUUUUUUUUUUUUU